This is a messenger RNA of Megalops cyprinoides (Indo-Pacific tarpon), 4142 nucleotides long. Its product is annotated as hexokinase-1. The transcript has 19 exons. Gene Ontology annotation, cellular component: cytosol; mitochondrion. Gene Ontology annotation, molecular function: mannokinase activity; fructokinase activity; D-glucose binding. Gene Ontology annotation, biological process: intracellular glucose homeostasis; glycolytic process; glucose 6-phosphate metabolic process. The record is from RefSeq and is a predicted model, not a curated record. The coding region runs from base 203 to 2971 and encodes 922 amino acids. Lineage: Eukaryota; Metazoa; Chordata; Actinopteri; Elopiformes; Megalopidae.
AGACAGAGAGUGAGCAAGAGUGUGUGCUCUGUGGAGCCCAUGAAUGUCUGAUUCUCUUUAAAUAUCUGCAUUCAAAAGAUAUAAGGGAGAACAGGCCGACGGCCUGUUUGGUGUCUUCAGUUAGAAAGGAUUUGAGGUCAGAGACUGCAGCUGGAUCUAUUUUCUUUUUCUUGCUCUUCUGUUCUCUGUUCCUGCUUACAGCAUGAUAGCAGCACAGCUUCUGGCCUACUAUUUCACUGAGCUGAAGGAUGACCAGGUCAAAAAGAUUGAUAAGUACCUGUACUCCAUGAGAUUCUCUGAUGAGACCCUCUUGGACAUCAUGACCCGCUUCAGAAGGGAGCUGGAGAAUGGACUGGGCCGCGACACCAAUCCCACAGCCACUGUCAAGAUGCUGCCCACCUUUGUGAGAUCUAUUCCUGAUGGAUCAGAAAAGGGAGAUUUCAUUGCACUGGAUCUUGGGGGAUCAAACUUUCGCAUUCUGCGUGUGAAGGUGUCCCAUGAGAAGAGACAGACAGUUCAGAUGGAAAGCCAGGUCUAUGAGACUCCAGAGGACAUCAUUCAUGGAAGUGGGGCACGGCUAUUUGACCAUGUUGCGGAAUGCCUGGGGGACUUCAUGGAGAAGCAAAAAAUCAAGGACAAAAAGCUUCCUGUGGGAUUUACCUUCUCCUUCCCAUGUGCCCAGAGCAAAUUGGAUGAGGCUGUUUUACUAACAUGGACGAAACGUUUUAAAGCCAGUGGAGUGGAGGGGAUGGAUGUUGUUAAGCUUCUUAACAAGGCCAUCAAGAAACGAGGGGACUAUGAUGCUGACAUAAUGGCAGUGGUAAAUGAUACAGUUGGAACCAUGAUGACCUGUGGGUUUGAUGACCAGCGCUGUGAAGUUGGCAUUAUUAUAGGAACAGGCACCAACGCAUGCUACAUGGAGGAGUUGAGGCACAUCGACUUGGUGGAGGGUGAUGAGGGCAGGAUGUGCAUCAACACUGAGUGGGGGGCUUUUGGGGACGACGGUUCCCUGGAAGACAUCCGUACGGAAUUUGACAGAGAAAUUGACAGAGGCUCUCUAAAUCCUGGGAAGCAGUUGUUUGAGAAGAUGGUCAGUGGGAUGUACAUGGGGGAACUUGUGCGACUCAUUCUGGUAAAGAUGGCCAAGGAAGGGUUGUUGUUUGAGGGCCGAAUUACUCCUGAGCUUCUCACCAAAGGGAAGAUUGAAACAAAACAUGUUUCAGCCAUUGAGAAAAGCAAGGAGGGCCUUUCUAAGGCAAAGGACAUCCUGACCCGCCUGGGUGUGGAGCCAUCGCAAGAGGACUGCAUUGCUGUCCAACACGUGUGCACCAUUGUCUCUUUUCGCUCUGCUAACCUUGUUGCCGCAACUAUGGGGGGUAUCCUCACACGACUGAAGGACAAUAAAGGUGUCCCACGCCUGCGCACCACUGUGGGCAUUGAUGGGUCCCUCUACAAGAUGCACCCACAGUAUGCCCGCCGUCUACACAAGACAGUACGACGCCUGGUGCCUGAGUCAGAUGUGCGCUUUCUGCUGUCAGAAAGUGGAAGUGGCAAGGGUGCCGCCAUGGUGACUGCAGUGGCCUACCGGCUGGCAGACCAGAGUCGGCAGAUCGCUCAGACAUUGGCAGAGUUCUGUCUCAGCAAAGACCAGCUGCUGGAGGUCAAGAAGAGGAUGAGGACAGAGAUCCAAAAUGGCCUAGGCAAGAAGACACAUGACACAGCCACGGUCAAGAUGCUGCCAACCUUUGUACGCAGCACACCCGAUGGUUCAGAAAAUGGUGAUUUCCUGGCAUUGGAUCUUGGAGGGACAAAUUUCAGGGUCCUGCUGGUGAAGAUCCGCAGUGGCAAGAGGCGGACAGUGGAGAUGCACAACAAAAUCUAUGCCAUUCCCAUUGAAGUCAUGCAAGGGACAGGAGAAGAGCUCUUUGAUCACAUUGUGCACUGCAUCUCUGACUUCCUGGACUACAUGGGGAUGAAGAAUGCUCGCUUGCCACUGGGCUUCACCUUCUCCUUUCCCUGCAAACAGACCAGGCUCGAUGCGGGCAUCCUUGUAAAUUGGACGAAAGGCUUCAAGGCCACCGACUGUGAGGGGGAGGAUGUGGUGGAACUUCUGCGGGAGGGAAUCAAAAGGAAGGAGAUUGAAGACCCAGAGUUUGACCUGGACGUGGUGGCAGUGGUUAACGACACAGUGGGGACAAUGAUGACCUGUGCAUACGAAGAGCCCUCCUGUGAAGUUGGUCUGAUUGCUGGAACAGGCAGCAAUGCGUGCUAUAUGGAGGAGAUGAGAAACAUUGAGACUGUGGAUGGAGACCAGGGCCGCAUGUGUGUCAACAUGGAGUGGGGGGCCUUUGGAGACAAUGGCUGUCUGGAUGAUAUAAGGACACAGUAUGACAGGGCUGUGGAUGAAAAUUCGCUCAAUGAGGGCAAACAAAGAUACGAGAAGAUGGUCAGCGGGAUGUACCUUGGUGAAAUCGUAAGGAAUAUCCUGAUCGACCUGACAAAGCGUGGGUUCCUCUUCAGGGGGCAGAUCUCUGAGACACUGAAGACCCGGGGCAUCUUCGAGACCAAAUUCCUCUCCCAGAUUGAGAGUGAUCGUCUGGCACUGCUGCAGGUAAGGGCCAUCCUGCAGCAGUUGGGUCUGGACAGCACGUGCGAUGACAGUAUUAUCGUGAAGGAGGUGUGUGGCACUGUAUCUCGCCGGGCUGCUCAGAUAUGUGGAGCCGGCAUGGCUGCUGUUGUGGACAAGAUCCGAGAGAACCGAGGAUUGGAUCACCUAGAUAUCACUGUGGGAGUCGACGGCACGCUGUACAAACUCCACCCCCACUUCUCCAGAAUUAUGCACCAGACCGUGAAGGAGUUGGCACCUAAGUGUGAUGUCACCUUCCUGCUGUCUGAGGAUGGUAGUGGAAAGGGGGCGGCCCUCAUUACAGCAGUGGGCUGCCGCCAGCGAGAGCAUGAACAGCAGAACUGAGUCUGCAGCCUGCCCGCUCCAGAACCCAAAAUUCACCUCUUCAUCCAUGAGACUACUACUCUUCUUCAGCAGCCGUGACUCGACCAUUUCAACCCAUGCCAGCUAUUCUCAUAGUCAGGGAUAGAUGAACACUUCCAUGUUUUAUUUCUCUCUGAUCUCUGAUGGACUUUUACUCUCCCUUGGGUGUCCAGGGCAGAAAUCUCAGAUACAGCGUAUAGUUUUGGAUCUACCCCUUCUUUCUUAAUACUUACUGUACCAGCAGUAUCCUUUUAAUGUCUACAUUUAUUUUGUGAUGAAGAUUAUUAGAGAAUUAGGGAAAAAUAUCUCUGUGGUAAAUUUCUGAAACUACUGAUGGUAAAUGUACUAUUUACUUUAUUUUUUAUAGGGUGACAUAUUGUGAUAAAAUAUUUAUAAGUACAGUUACAGCCAUAUGACCACAUGAAUUUUCUGAACUGUGCAUAAACACCAUCCGGUACGGUGCUGAACAUGCAGUCCUAAGUACUUACAAACAUGAUACCUGUUAACAUUUAACUUGUAUUACAAUUUGUAAUUGUUUCCAUUGAUGCAGUAAGUCCUCCACCAAACAUGGGGUAAUGUUAAGUUAGGGAUUCUUCUUUUUGUAAUUAUUGAGACAAUAAGCUGCUAAGAAGGUCAAAUGCAAGAGUCACGGCUGCAUUUCUAUGUUAUGUUCUCUGACCAUCCACUUUAAAUGUACUCUGAGCUCUUCUUAGGUGUAUGCCCUGGAACUGAGCAAAUUCUGCCAGUACAGAACCUCUUGCCUUCACUUAACCACUUCCCUGAAAAUAAUUAUUGCUUAGAGGGCUCAGAGACCAAAAUGACCCCAGUUGCAGUAUGUGUUGCUUUUGUGAGUUACUGUAGAUGUUAUUGAAUCCCUGUUGUGCGCAAUGUACAAAUGGAAUAUAUGCUUAUUGGGUCAGAAGGGAGCGUAUAUUUUCAGUAUGCUUCAUGUGUACUGUGAAUGUUUGUGAGUCCUACUGUAAAACAACCUGUAGCUUUACAUGUCAGAAACUAUAUGAUGAAUGCAUGCCUUACUUGGUGACACAAAGGUAUAGGAUUCAUUUAUUUUAUUUUGUACAUUGAUAGAGAUGCACUUGUGUUCAAGAAAGUGACAUAACUCAAUACAUUAAAAUUUAUUUUGAUGUGCAGUGAA